AUGCGCUGUUUUUUGGUGUCCGCAGAGCCGGACGUCUUUGAAAUCGUUCUCCCCAUCACCGUCCUCGUGGUGAGCGAUGAUGAUUUUCUCCAGGAUGACGCCGAGGAGCGAGCGGCCUCGGUUCCCCGGUGGAAGGAGGGGGGAGAGCCGGAGGGCGACUUAAACAAUAGCGGUUUCCUAAAAGGCAGUGUGAUACCUUCAAAUGACGGUGACAGCAUUGGUGAAGAAAACAAGACUGCCACAGAUAAGGAUAAUAGUAUGAAAUGCUUUGAAGAAGAAUGUGUAGCUGAGAGUGUGUGUAACCUGUCAGAAUUAUCUUUAAGUGAUCAGUGUGAUACUGGCACGGAUAAACGUAGUCAAAAUUAUGUGUUGCCUACACCACUUUGCAAAACAGAGCUUACAGAGAUAAAUGAAAGCAGUGACAGAAAAGAACGUGAUGGUGAUGAUGGUUUUCAGAAGAAUCCUCCUCUCUCCUGCACUGGCAAUGAGGGUGAAGAUGAGACCAUUGAGACAAGUGGGCAGCUGACAUUGGCAGCGAUAUCCAAAUGUGAAGAGGAACUUGUCAAUGGUGCAAAUGUUCUUUCUGAUGAGACUCAAAGUGAGCAACCAGAAAUCCACAAGGAGAUGGAGACAAUUGUUGAAACGGAAGAUCCCGAUUCUUCAAAGAAUGGGGACGAUGAAGCUAAUAAUAGAAAGAGAAGUGAAUUUCAAGAUGAAACUAUGAGUUCUCUUUUGGAACAUGGCUUGAAAGAAGAACCAAAAUUUACCUAUAAUUGUUCUGCUCUCAUGGUAAGGCAUAGCUACAUACACACAGCGGCUAAACCAUAUUCCUGUGAGUUCUGCCAGUCAGCAUUCACAAGCAUCGCAGGGUUAAAGAGACACAGAAGAUUACAUGCGGGCAAAGAAACAUGCCAAGGGCAGCAACUCGACUUCUUAAGUGGAAGAAAAAGGACUCGAAGACCUUUAAAGAAUUAUACAUGUGAUGAGUGUAACGUAGUGUUUUACACUAGAGGACUUCUCAGCUUUCAUAAGAAAUUUCAUGAACAGUUUAAAGCUACUGCUAAUGGUUAUAUGAAUCAGAGCGAUGAAUAUCAUAAAAGCAAAGUAUGCAAAGUUGACAGUGAUUCCCAGGACCACGUUUCUCUGUCUCUUUCUGCUAAAGAAAAUGAUUGUCUCAGUGGGGGAGUGCUGGCUUCAGAAUUGGACUGUAAGCGGGCAGGUUAUGUGCGAGACAGUAAGAAAAUGUGCUCUGGAAAGAAGUACCCUGGAAACAGCCAUGGAAGCAACAGCUUACCUGUUAUUAGGAAUAGAUCAGAAGUUCCUCUGAAUUCUGUCGUUUGCAAAGAGGAGCCACUCUUCACCUCCAGGGCCUCUCAUUCACAAGUUCAAGAUGAUGAUGCGUAUCAUAGAUUUGUGGAAAACACAAGGAAUACAUGGCCCUCCAAUUUGUCUACAUCCAAACUGUACAAGUGCCAAUGCUGCAAUUAUGCUACUGCUGUUCAUAGAGACUUCAAGUUGCACUUAAAAAUACAUACAGAUGAAAGACCAUUUGUGUGUAAAGAAUGCAGUAAGACAUUUAAAACAUCAAGCCAUUUGCAGAAGCACAGCCUUGUUCAUGUAAAGAACAGAUAUGAGUUUGGCCAUUGCUUUUAUGUAGAUAGCCAUUUAGAGAAUCUUGAAUUGCAUCAUGAAAUGCAUGUAAGUAUGUAUCCAGAAAGAGAUUUGGGUUCCUCAGAGGGUUCAAACGGUGUCCAUUCCUUGCUUGUUUCAAAUGUCUGUGGAGUACAGCCAGAUGUCCAGAGAGGCAAAGAAAAUGAUUUGCUAGCACAAAGUCAGCCACGAUGCUAUCAGUGUGCAGAGUGCGAGUAUGCUACGUAUAUUUUGAGCAACCUUGAACUACAUGUAAGAACUCACACAGGUGAGAAGCCAUACAGCUGCAGUGUUUGCCAGAAGAAGUUUCCCCACAACGGCAACUUGAAGCCACACUUGAGAAUCCAUACAGGGGAGAAGCCAUUCAAGUGUGAUCAGUGUGCUGUGGCUUUCCGCACAUCAAGCCACCUGAAGCGCCACUUGCAGAUUCAUUUAAAGUUGCGCUGCAGAAGGUGUAAAUUUUCCACGCUAGAUAAAUGUGCUUUCCAAAAGCAUAUGAAGACACACACAAAAAAGUACAAGUGUGGAAAGUGCAAUGUGAUGCUGCCUACAAAAAAACUUCUGGAAAAGCAUAAGCAACAACAUAAGCUUGGAACAUGA
This is a messenger RNA of Charadrius vociferus (killdeer), 2250 nucleotides long. Its product is annotated as zinc finger protein 836-like. Gene Ontology annotation, molecular function: DNA-binding transcription factor activity, RNA polymerase II-specific; RNA polymerase II cis-regulatory region sequence-specific DNA binding. The transcript is spliced from 4 exons. The coding region runs from base 1 to 2250 and encodes 749 amino acids. The record is from RefSeq and is a predicted model, not a curated record. Gene Ontology annotation, biological process: regulation of DNA-templated transcription. NCBI's taxonomy places the organism in Eukaryota, Metazoa, Chordata, Aves, Charadriiformes, Charadriidae.